Canis lupus familiaris (dog) is the source of this 1247-nucleotide messenger RNA. It is a transcript of the gene TBPL1, whose product is annotated as TATA-box binding protein like 1. Bases 237 to 797 code for a protein of 186 amino acids. The transcript is spliced from 7 exons. The record is from RefSeq and is marked validated. Gene Ontology annotation, molecular function: DNA binding; general transcription initiation factor activity. Gene Ontology annotation, biological process: DNA-templated transcription initiation. NCBI's taxonomy places the organism in Eukaryota, Metazoa, Chordata, Mammalia, Carnivora, Canidae.
GAACAACAAAGCACGAAAGACGGAGCCCGAGCCUCGGGGGCUCCUAGCAACGGGCCGGGGCGGGAGUUCCAUGGAGACUGGGGAGCGCGCUCGCCUCAUCAUCAUCCUUGUCCUCCAGCUUAUCCUUCGCGUCCGACGUAACCGGCAGCAGCGCUGCCGCCGCGUUCUCUGCCGCCGCCCCCUCUUCCCACGGAUGUGAUCUUCGUGGUGGGAAGCUAAGUUUUUAAACUACCCCAAUGGAUGCAGACAGUGAUGUUGCAUUGGACAUUCUAAUUACAAAUGUAGUCUGUGUUUUUAGAACAAGAUGCCAUUUGAACUUAAGGAAGAUUGCUUUGGAAGGAGCAAAUGUAAUUUAUAAACGUGAUGUUGGAAAAGUAUUAAUGAAGCUUAGAAAACCUAGAAUUACAGCUACAAUUUGGUCCUCAGGAAAAAUUAUUUGCACUGGAGCAACAAGUGAAGAAGAAGCUAAAUUUGGUGCCAGACGUUUAGCUCGCAGCCUGCAGAAAUUAGGUUUUCAGGUAAUAUUUACAGAUUUUAAGGUCGUUAACGUUUUGGCAGUGUGUAACAUGCCGUUUGAAAUUCGUUUGCCAGAAUUCACAAAGAACAAUAGACCUCAUGCCAGUUAUGAACCUGAACUUCAUCCUGCUGUGUGCUAUCGGAUAAAAUCUCUAAGAGCUACAUUACAGAUUUUUUCAACAGGGAGUAUCACAGUAACAGGGCCCAACGUAAAGGCUGUUGCUACCGCUGUGGAACAGAUCUACCCAUUUGUGUUUGAAAGCAGGAAAGAAAUUUUAUAAUCCAUCACUCAACUGGUUAGAACCUAACUGAGCACCUUUUAAAACCUGCCGCACAUUGGACUCAAAACAAAAGGAAAACUGGACCAACAGUAAUUGAGGAUAUAGACUCUUAUAUUCAUUCAUGGCUGCAGUGUGAGCUCCAGGCCCUUUGGGUUUUAUUUCAGACCUUGCUGUAAUAUAAAAAGGAAGUUUACAAGACAUGACAUUGCUGCUUUUACAAAAGGACAUUCUAUUUAUUUUCGCAGUAAUUCUCAUGUCCCCGUAAGCAGAGCUGUCACAGUGUGCACUACCUUAAACUGUUUCGUUAGUGUCAUUAUUUUUUCCCAGUUUGAGCUAAUGUGUUUUAUUUGUGAAUAGUCUUUUACAUUUUUGUAUGCUGAAUAUGGGCACCAAAGAACCUGUAAAAGUUAUCUUUUUCAAUUGAAUGUGCACAAAUAAAAGUUUGCAAAA